AUGUCUCACGGCUCAAAUCCAGUACCUAAUAGGAGUCAUGUCCGAGAUGUACGCCCCGACUUUGAAGCGCUUCUCCUGGGUCACGAGAUCGCCGAUCUCGUCCCUACCCAGGUUGUGCAAGAUAGCAGCUAUUGCAUGGGCCUCGAGAUCACGGCCUUGGAGCCCGGCUGUCUUUGCUGCAAUGAUAAAACCGAAGAGCCAGGCCCUUACGCUGCGGUUAUAAGCGAGGUCACUAAGAUGCUUGCGGCAAAGAGCGAGAGCUUUGUUUCUGCUUCUUCUUUCCUCGCCUACACCAAAUCAUUACCCCUAAUCCCAACCUCAUCUCCCUCGAAGCUCGUGCAUCGGUCUCGUCAUCCGCGAGAUCCAGCACCGAGCUUCUCCCCAUCUUCCACCACGUCUCCUCUAACACGAAAGAGGAAAGCUAUUCAGACAGCCAAGGAAGCCAAUAUACCCGUCAAAACAACCAAGCUUAGCGAGGGUCUCAGUGAAGAUUUCGCAACAGCCUCGUCCGGGGCAGCACUCAACACCCCACCAUUGACUACCAUGGAUUCGGACGACGAGUUUAUGAGCGGUCUAUCGAGCCAAGACGAAGAUGAUUUCGGAGCUGCUCAAGAAAGUGACGAUGGAAGCCUAGGAGAUGAGUUCGACGAUGAGGAAGAGCCGGAUGUUGGCUUCUCGCAAGACAAAGAUCUCAAGCCCACAAGGAAGUCCUACGAGGUUGAAUACAACGUUUUCUCACCAACAGAUAUACAAUUACAUCAGGACAAGCAAAUCGACGAAGUCUCAGCGAUCCUUGGCCAGCCAUCGGAAGCUUCUGCUAUACUUCUACGGCACCUUCGAUGGAACAAAGAGCGACUCAUCGAGGCAUACAUGGACAAACCUGAUACCAUUUUAGAGGCUGCCGGACUAGGGCCAGACGCUGCUCAGACGCCAACGACCAAGGUGAUCAGAGGCUUUACGUGUGAUAUCUGCUGCGAAGACACGCCUGGCUUGGAGACGUACGCAUUGAAAUGUGGACAUCGCUACUGUACCGAUUGCUACAGACAGUAUCUCGCUCAGAAGAUCAAGGACGAAGGCGAGGCGGCAAGGAUACAGUGUCCAACCCGCGGCUGCCAUCGGAUUGUAGACGCCAAGUCGUUGGACUUGCUUGUUGCAGCAGAGCUUAGGUCAAGAUACCAAGUGCUUCUCACGCGUACCUACGUUGACGACAAAGAGAACCUGAAGUGGUGCCCAGCCCCCAAUUGCGAGUAUGCCAUUGAAUGUGGCAUUAAGAAAAAAGAUCUCAGCCGAAUAGUCCCUACAGUUGCAUGCUCAUGCAAACAUCGCUUUUGCUUUGGCUGCACCCUGAGCGACCACCAACCGGCACCAUGCUCACUGGUAAAGCAAUGGGUCAAGAAAUGCGAAGACGAUUCGGAAACAGCGAAUUGGAUAUCAGCAAACACUAAAGAGUGCCCUAAAUGCUCUUCAACGAUUGAGAAGAAUGGCGGUUGUAAUCACAUGACAUGCCGGAAAUGCAAACACGAGUUCUGCUGGAUGUGCAUGGGAUUGUGGUCGGAGCACGGCACGAGCUGGUACAACUGCAACCGUUUCGAGGAGAAAUCAGGCACCGAUGGACGUGAUGCCCAGGCCAAAUCGAGACAGUCUCUCGAAAGAUAUCUACAUUACUACAACCGCUACGCCAACCACGAGCAGUCAGCUAAGCUCGACAAAGAUCUCUACCUGAAGACCGAAAGGAAAAUGAUGAAUCUGCAGACGGCAUCUGGAAUGUCGUGGAUCGAGGUCCAAUUUCUAGAGACAGCAUCGCAAGCACUACAGCAAUGCCGGCAGACGCUUAAGUGGACAUACGCGUUUGCAUACUAUCUUCAACGAAACAACUUGACCGAGAUCUUUGAAGACAAUCAGAAAGAUCUCGAGAUGGCCGUCGAGGGCCUCAGUGAGAUGUUCGAAAAGCCUACUACUGAGCUGGCAGCUUUGAAGGUCGACAUGAUGGACAAGACAUCUUACUGCAACAAGAGGAGAGUCAUCUUACUGGACGACACAGCCCAAAACCUCAAAGCUGGCGUGUGGAAAUUCAAUGUAGACAUUGGUGCCUACCGUUUGAUUCCAAUAUUCGCAGCUGAUCACGGUGUCGUGACUCGAGCGGCUGGAGGCUUCACUCUUCUCUCAUUGGUCUUCUUCCUUCUUAUCUUGCCCAUUGAACGCCUUGCAGCACACGAGACAAACGAUCACCCUCGUUCUGCCAUCGACGGCAUCUCCGCGCGCGAGCAGCUAAGGCGGUGGAGAAAUUCUCCUUUCGAUGUCUUCGUUGUGGCUAUAUUACAGGAUGUGGAGGCGCGGAAGGUCGAAAGUGCUCUUCGAGUAGGCACUAUUGUGCGAGAUAGCCCGCACCCCAUGCGGCAGAUAUACGAUUUGUGUGGGAAUAGCUCGUUGCAUGUCUUAGGAUCUGUAAAUCCAACAGUCGCGACUGGCAGCUUCAACCCUGAUCACCUCCUGGCAUACACUGAAGCCUCUAGUCCGUUUCCUAGUGUAUUCUGUCCAAAGACUUGCAAUGUCAGUGUCCAAGUCAUCAUGUUCGAUCGUCCCUCUCCACGUCAAAUGCAGUAUAUGUCCCUAGACCCUAUCUCGCUUGUAUUAGGAGACAAGAAUCUAGGAAGUGACGGUGCGCCGCACAAGCUGGGAAAUGGUGAUCUGGAUACUGAGACCGAGAGUACCGGUACACCACAAUUGGUUAAGAAGCUUCAACUGCACACCGUGAUCAGGCAUGCGCUGUCACAAAAAGAGGUCAUGCUACCAACCAUUUUGGCACAGAUCAAUUGCUCCUCUGAAUUGGCAAAACUUCUGGCAAGAAAUUCAUACCUUCUGAGGACACGGCAAAAAAGAAGCUUAAGUGUGAGCGAGAAAGUCGUAGAAUCAGCCACUACUGUCCGGGACUAUAUUAUCGACGUUGCAUGGCGUAUUAUCACCAUCUGGGUGUGGCCUCUUCUGAGCAGGACCUUUUUGAUGGCGCUCAUAUUUCAUCGGACAGUUGCGGAGGUGAUAUUACGUGUGCUUGAGUGGAGACCUCGCCCUGAUAGAGCAGCGUUGAAGGAUAUAUCUGCUACAGCGCAGCAGGUGGAUAUCCGACUGCAGCAGUUUUGCUAUUGGCCCAUGCAGUAUCUGACCCUACGCAAAAGGAAGGACGACUGGGAAAGUAUUACAGACAGGCACCCAGACUACAUUCGCUUCUUCAACAGCCUCUGGCUCGUGGCAAAUGAUGUGAUUAUAGGAAUCGCCUUGGGUUCCUACAUCAUCGACAAUGCUGCGUGGGUCGCUUGGCAAAUCAACACUGUCCUUAUGGGCUGGACUGUGGAAGGCUUGCGAGACAUGAUCUUAUGGCUCAUGGAUUGGCCUGCAGGUCUAAAACUCAAUACUGAACUAGCCAUCUUUCUUGGUGACCUGUUUCUCUGGGUUAUUGACCUUUGGAAAGAAUGUGUGAUUGGGCUACAACCUUUAUUGCCUCACGUCAUCUACUUCAUUGGCUUCUCAAGUUUUGCCGGCGCCACUAUGCCCAUCUCCAUGUUCUCCGACCUUUUGUCACUACUGACUGUACACAUUUACUGCUUCUAUACCGCAUCAGCUCGUAUAUUUCACUGGCAGCUCACCAUCAUUAUGUCUCUUUUCCACCUCUUCAGGGGCAAAAAGCACAACGUGCUACGCAAUCGAAUUGACUCAUGCGACUACGACUUGGACCAAUUGCUUCUAGGAACUAUACUGUUCACUUUGCUAUUCUUCUUGCUGCCGACUGUGGCUGUAUUUUACCUGACAUUCACCUCCGCAAGGAUGGCCAUAAUAUUUCUCAAAGCCGCCUUAGACACGUCGCUGGCUUGCCUGAAUCAUUUCCCUCUCUUUGCAUUAAUGCUUCGAGUGAAGGACUCGAGGCGUCUUCCUGGUGGCAUUUGUUUCGAGCUUCGGGAUACCCCAUCUGUUUCUUCACCUUUUAACGAUCUAAAUGAUACCCCUCCGACAUCGUACAUAAUGCUCAAAUCUGUCCCUCUCUCUUUGCGGGCCAUGUUCAAUCAGUACUUCCAGCUCGGACACCGUAUUCAUAAGCACUACUUCUCGCCUAGUGUUAUUCUAUGCCUAGUCACCGGUCAAUUUUUACCGCCGAUUCACAGGAAGAGCCUCUACAGCCUUCAAUACAGCAUGCUGCCAGCGCAGCGUGCGGGCGUCCUCGAAGCAUGGAAACGGCUCACAGAGCAGUCUCCAGCCAUAAGAAACACCUUUGCGAAAUUGCCAAAUGGCAUAUCUGUGCAACGGGUCCGUCGUCCCUAA
Letharia lupina is the source of this 4311-nucleotide messenger RNA. RefSeq lists its product as uncharacterized. The coding region runs from base 1 to 4311 and encodes 1436 amino acids. The record is from RefSeq and is a predicted model, not a curated record. Gene Ontology annotation, molecular function: zinc ion binding. Gene Ontology annotation, biological process: GPI anchor biosynthetic process. Gene Ontology annotation, cellular component: endoplasmic reticulum; membrane. The transcript has 14 exons. NCBI's taxonomy places the organism in Eukaryota, Fungi, Ascomycota, Lecanoromycetes, Lecanorales, Parmeliaceae.